GGUGGACCGGACCGCCUGGCAUGUCAGGCAUUUUCUAUUUCCAUUUUCCAUUCGCUCGCUGCCGCCUCAUCGUUUAUUCAAUAAUUUUCCCAAGCAACGAGGCUGGCAGUUGUGUUUGUUUAGUUGCCCGGAUAGAAUCAUAAACUCUUGUCGCUCGGCUCCUCCGGCUAUAUGUCUCAACUUAUUCAUAUUCUGGUGCUCUGAAUCAGACAAAAUCGUUCCAUUUGCCCGCGACAAAUAUUUGAGCAUAUGGAAACCUUCCUUUGUUGGUAAGGUCAACUGAACCUAACAGCCAGAAUUGUGGGUGAAAUGUGUGAAUGCAAAUGUAAAGUGAUAUGAUAGUAGAUAUAAUAAGAAAGAAGAAGUGAAAGUGACAGCAGGAAGUCAACCUGAGAAAUGUCUAAGAAAGUGAAAGAUCUAGUGAAAAUGGAACCAGGGGAGAAAACUACAAAAGGAAGUUGGAAACUUAUUCUGGGACCGCCGGCUUUGAAGUACGCGGCCGAGAUGAAACAGACACUGGGCCAGAAUUCGCGGCCCAUUUACAAUUACGCGAUGCGCGGCGUGGUCACUUGCUUCACGGGCAUACGCAAAAAGGAUGAGCUGACCAAGCUGGUUAAUCUCAUUCAUUCAAUGGGCGGCUGCAUCAAGAAGGAUCUGAACACAAAGACCACGCAUUUAAUUUGCAACCACAGUGGCGGCGAAAAGUACCAGUACGCCAAAACCUUCCGGUUGACCGUGGUUCGUCCUGCUUGGGUGUUUGCCGCCUGGUCGGAUCGAAAUUCCCUGGAGUUCGACGCCACGCAGGAGAUCUUCACCAAGACGCAUCGCCUGAAGGCCUUCGAGGGCCAGAAGAUUUGCUUUUUUGGCUUCCCAGCGGAGGAGCAUCAGCACAUGGUGGACGUACUUUUAGAGAACGGAGGCGUUUGCGCCGAACUCGAGGAUCCGGAGUGCUCACAUGUCGUGAUGCCCAAUACGGGCGCAGUAUUUACAAGCACUAGCACUAGCACAGAUACUAACCCAAGCACCCUAACAAACAACCCACCCGAAUCCCAAAACUCAGGCAUUAGUGCAUCGCAUGCGGAGGAGAAAGAGCAACGGCAGGCUGAGGAUCUUGAGCCGGCUGCAAUCAAAAGGGAGGAACUGUCCCAAACGGAAACGGACAAUGGAGUGGCAUUGGAUCUUGAUCAAAAGGAGAAUCAGGCCUUUGACGACGAGGAUGAUAUACAUUUUGACGAACGCCUCUUUGUGGAGGCGGCGGAUAUAAGAAACCCAGGAGAUGAUCAGUUGCCUGAAUCAGAUGAAGAGGACUUUGAGGAAGAACAGAAACCCAAAGAGGAGCAACCUUUAAAAGAAGAGCAAGCCGAGGAGGAUGUCCAAGCCAGCACGCCAAAGACGAGUAAAAUAAGGACUAGUUUAAAAGCUGCCACGCCUCUAAGUUCACCCGAAAUGGAUGGUAUUGUCUUGGAUUUCGAGAGCACCACCCAGAAUAUUUCGCCCAUAUUAAAAGCUAUUGACGAGUGCGACCUGGAGACGGAUGAUCUGCCCGCUUCGGAGAAUGAUUUGAAGCGCAAGAGGGAUAGCUUCGACAAUGUGUCCCUGAUGUCGGUGGAUUCCUUUGCGUUGCCAGCGAGCACAAAGAAACCCAAGCUCAUACGCACGGGAUCUAUUUCUAGGACCCUGCGGCGGUCCGUAAGCUUUGUGGCCGAACCACUAAUGAAGACUUUAAGACCACGCAGGAGCUCAGUAGCAGACGCCUCCAGUUUCAUCGGCAGCGAGGCAGCUGAUAACUCGAUUUGCUCACUGGCCUCCUCCAUAAAUCUUACCCUCAAUGAAUCCAUCAGAAAGCCAGUCAAGGAGAAACUGCGCAGCUUUUGCGGCAGGAUAACAAGAAGCAGCAGUCGUAGAACGGACAGAGGUCUCGAUGGCACUCCGGAAUGCUCCACCCAACUGGAUAGUGGCUUCAAGACACCCAAAGCCCCCAAGCUCAGAUCCACGGCCACGCCGAAAACAGCCAAGCGUCUCUUUGGCCCCGUCUCCGGUGUUGUUUCCGCUCUGACCCUAACUAACCCAUCCACACCCAUUCUCAAUCCCCUCCCUAAUCCCAAUCCCACUGCCUCCCUGGAUGCCAAUGAUUCCGCCACCCACACGUUUGCUUUCUGUGCUGCUGCCGUCACGCCUGCUAAGCCACCACCAUCAUCAUCAUCGUCAUCUCCCAUACUAUCGACUCCGAUCGCUGUACAUAGCUCGGUGCUAGUAAUUAAGUCUCCCGAAGAGUCGACAACGAGGCGUUACAGCCCCGCCCACAUAGAAGAGCCCAUGCCAAUGGUGGUUGACGAGCACUCGACUGUGACGAAGCCGGAGCCCAAGAAUAAUCACACGCACAUCCUGAAAUCAGACUGGUUCUGGUAUACCAUACAGAAUGGCUAUGCCAACGAGAUGGACUAUCUGUUUGGCGACUAUUUGGACAGCAUCACGAAUACACCGAAUACAGAUCGUCGGGAUUCGUUACCCAUUAGCUUUAACAAGCGGAAACGCAAGCGUUUCUCGCAACGCAUCAUCCUGGAGGGCACGCCCUUGGGCUCUGGAAAGCGACGCUCCUCCGUCUCGGAUGCCGGUCAACUGUCCGUUUCGAAUAGCUUCUUCGACUGCACCACCAGUCCGGAUAAACUGGAGUCAGAUAAGUUGCUGCAUGCCGAGCCGGAGGCGAGUGAUGCCACGCCAGCCAAGAAAUCGAUGCGUUUCAACCACUUUAUGGACUUCUAUACCACAGAGUCCAACUAUGUGGGCAUAUUGGAUACCAUACUGAAUCUCUUCAAAAAUAAACUGGAGGAGUUGGCCGAGACCAAUGAUCCGCUGCUUAACAAGUCCGAGAUCAAGACCAUCUUCGGCAACUUUCUGCCCAUCCACGAGGUUCACCAGAGCAUGCUGGAGCAUCUGCGCAAGCUGCAUGCCAACUGGCGGGAGGAUUGCCUCAUUGGCGACAUUAUCAUCCAACACCGCGACGAGCUGAUCAAAGCCUAUCCGCCGUACGUGAAUUUCUUCGAGCAAAUGAAGGAGCAACUGCAGUACUGCGAUCGGGAAUAUCCCCGUUUCCACGCCUUCCUCAAGAUCAAUCAGACGAAACCGGAGUGCGGCCGUCAGGGGCUGCAGGAUCUGAUGAUUCGGCCGGUACAGCGGUUGCCCAGCAUCAGUCUGCUGUUGAAUGACAUCCUGAAGCACACGAGCGGCGGCAAUGCGGAUCACGGACGAUUGGAGGAGGCACUGAAGGCCAUUAAGCAGGUGACGCUGCACAUCAACGAGGACAAGCGGCGGACUGAAUCGCGCAUGGCCAUCUUCGAUAUAUUCAACGAUAUCGACGGUUGUCCGGCGCAUUUGGUGAGCUCCAAUCGCAGUUUUAUCUUGAAAUGCGAGGUAAACGAGCUCUCCGACUCCCUGAGUGGUCGUGGUGAUAGUCUGGUCCUGUACCUCUUCUCUGAUUCCAUCGAGCUGUGCAAGCGACGUUCAAAGGGUUUCAAUACCGCCAAAUCACCGAGCACCGCCAAGACGCAUAAGCAUCUCAAGCUGAUAUCGCUGAAUACGAUACGGCUGGUGAUCGACAUCUCGGACAGUCCGCGGGCCUUUGGUUUACUUUUGCGAGGCGAUAAGGAGAAGCUCUAUACGUUUACGAUCAGCGACGAGGAGACGGACAAGUCGGUGUAUGUGAAGAAGUUGUGCAACCAGAUUGCAGCUCACACUUGCCGAACAGAUGCGGACAAACUCUUGAUUUGUCGUACCUCCCAGGAACUGGAGGUGGACAUAAGCGAUGUAAAUGUCAGCACGCUGAGCAAGGCCUUCAAACUGGCGGCCAAGACGCGACUUAAGGUGGGUCGUGCCUUCUCCUUUAACAAGACGCCCAAUAAGCUGAAACGGGCCGUUUCCACCAUGAUGACUUCGCCUUUCGGCAGCACAAACUCCCUGACGCCCGCCUCUCAAUUGGCCCAGAUGCGUUUGGCCAGCUGCACGAAUAUAAACGAGGUGGAUGAUGAGGACUGCGCCAGCAUGCGAAGCAGUUCGCCGUCAACGCAAUCGGAGAUGCUAGUGGUGCCGCCACUCUCGGUGCAACCCACGCGGAAAAACAAGGCCGUUGUGGGCCGCAUUUAGAGCUGAUGAAGAUGAUGAUGACUCCGCAGUCAAUUUGUGUAUUCCAUUUUGCAGUGCUAUUCCUUGGGCAUGGGUGGCCCAUGUUCGAGUGCUGAUGCAACCUUCGAAUUCGUAAUCUCACAAAACAACCAGAAACAUAAAAUCACGCGUCCAAUAUUGUCUAGAUUUUAAAAUGUAUCGUUAAGUUGCACCUGUCGAUGUGAAGCUCGCGAAUGUUGAAGCGUUCGCCCGAGCUAUCGAUUGACCAUGAUUAACUUGUAUAUAGUUCUCCAUAUUUGUACUCUCCCGUGCCCGAAUAAUUGUGUCGCGUCGCUAAAUGUAACCAACUACUCAUUGCAGUGACUAGGGAUCGCAUUCACGCACGCACCGAACGAUCGAUUCGAAUGGGUUUCGGUUUCGGUCGGAUGAUCGCCACACCGCAACAAGCUGUGAAUGUUUACUGAGUAAAUUUUUUAAAAACCCUAUCUUACUAUAUUGAUUAAAGCUCAACGAUUUUGCUUGAGUAGGCAAUUACGGCCCUAAGUCGUAAGGCAUUCAAAGCAUGAUGAUGUUUAAGUUAAUAUAUGAACAAUGAUUAAAGAAAAAUAUUUUAAAAGCAA
Messenger RNA from Drosophila takahashii, 4739 nucleotides. RefSeq names its product epithelial cell transforming 2 pebble (gene pbl). Lineage: Eukaryota; Metazoa; Arthropoda; Insecta; Diptera; Drosophilidae. Gene Ontology annotation, molecular function: GTPase activator activity; guanyl-nucleotide exchange factor activity. Gene Ontology annotation, cellular component: cell cortex; nucleus. Gene Ontology annotation, biological process: nervous system development; regulation of cytokinesis, actomyosin contractile ring assembly; mitotic cytokinesis. The record is from RefSeq and is a predicted model, not a curated record.